GUUUUGUCCCUCCGCCCUCUCCGUAUAUUUUCGAGCUGUCAUGUGAAUCCAGCGAUUGCCAAAACGUUUAGAGAAAACUGAUUUUAUCAGAUGAACAUCUUAUAUUUUCGAUUAUAAUAAAUAGCCAAAAUGCUCUCCCGAUUAUUAAAAGAACAUCAAGCGAAGCAAAACGAAAGGAAAGAGUCGCAGGAAAGACGAAGGCGAGAGGCCAUAGCAGCUGCUACAAGUUUAACAGAAGCUCUGGUGGACCAUCUCAAUGUAGGGGUGGCGCAGGCGUACGUCAACCAGCGCAAGCUUGACAACGAGGUGAAGACGCUGCAGGUUCAGGCCAGUCAGUUUGCCAAGCAGACGGCUCAGUGGAUCAACAUGGUGGAGAACUUCAACCAGGCCUUAAAAGAAAUCGGCGAUGUGGAGAACUGGGCACGAAGUAUUGAGAUGGACAUGCGGACAGUCACGACAGCUCUGGAAUAUGUGCACAAAGGCCCGGUUCAGCCCACGUCUUCAUGAGCACAUGGACAGAAACGCUGAGGCUUUUCCUCCAGAUGCUGGUGAAUCUCGGACACUGUUAUUUAAGACAUUCGUGUCUGGUUUAUUACUGUAAAGCAUUGCCGGAACAGCUGUUUAUUUCUAA
Molecule: messenger RNA, 631 nt
Organism: Carassius carassius (crucian carp)
Lineage: Eukaryota; Metazoa; Chordata; Actinopteri; Cypriniformes; Cyprinidae
Product: biogenesis of lysosome-related organelles complex 1 subunit 1-like
Exons: 4
Coding region: 130-507 (125 amino acids)
Biological process (GO): endosomal transport
Cellular component (GO): BLOC-1 complex
Source: RefSeq, a predicted model, not a curated record